Molecule: messenger RNA, 1116 nt
Organism: Cladocopium goreaui
Lineage: Eukaryota; Dinophyceae; Suessiales; Symbiodiniaceae
Source: the annotation of a GenBank genome assembly
CUUGACUCGCGACGUUCCUUGAUGGCCACCUUGAUUCUGGACAGCGACGAGGAAGACGUGGUGAUCAUUGCUGAGCGGUUUCUUCCGCCAGCGAAAGCGUCGAAGGCUAAGAGGAAACGGCGGAAGGAGAAAAGGAAAGAACGCAAGCGGCUGAAGAAGAAAGAGCACUCAGAGCGGCAGACUCAGGCGUCCCAGACGCGCGCAACUGCUCGCAGCACGCCCAAGGCUGCUUCGCAAGAAGUGCACAUCGUGCCAGCUGUCGCGUCGCGCAAAAAGCGCCCUGCCGCGGUGGACUGCUGCUACCGCGUGCGCAGCGCGGGCGACUACCCGGCCACCCUUUGCGCCGAGUGCCGUCGACCGCUGGAUUCCCUGGGCCCCGAUGUGGCGGUGGUCGAGGUGGAACGUCCCUGGCUCCAGGAGGCCUGUCUGGUCCACGCGCAGAUGCCGUGCCUCACUGCCGCGGGGCUCUUGCGCGCACCGAUGCAGCCGCCGCGGCCGGAGGCCACCUCCAGUGCCAGCCACGGCGUGUUACGCUCCCUCCCCGCGCCCCCCCGGCGCGUUGCCCCACGGCUCCGCUGCGCCGUGGCGGACCCGGACGCCCGAUCGCUGGCGCAAGCGCGGCAGAUGGCGACGGCCGCCGCGCUGCGCCUGGUGCGGCGCGCCGCCAGCGAUGCGGCUGACGCAGCCAGCGGCCGGCGCCCGGCGCGGCGAACCACGGCACCGGGGUCGCAGCUGUUGGAGGCUGUGCUGGAGGUGCUGCCGCCAGCGAGACAUGCACAUCGAGAGGAAGUGCCGAAAGGUGAGCAUUGUGCAAUUUGCCACGGCAAGCUCUUCAAAAGAACUCGCAAGAUUCGGUCCUUGCCCUGCGGACAUACCUUUCACGACGCCUGCAUCCUGCCGUGGCUGUCGAAACGUGCGACCUGCCCGUUGGAUCGCAGCGACUUCACCGAUUUGCUGAAGCAAAACCAAGGGAUUGCAGGGCGGCCUUCAGGGUCCAUGAAGAUCCCCCAGCUCGAUGGAGGUUUACUGAAGGGUAACCAACAAUAUAAGCGGGAUAAGCAAGAAUCGACAAGAAAUCGUUGGGAUAGAACAUCAGACUGUCAGACGUUGGGAUAG